CACUCGAGCCCGCCCGGGUCUCUUCCUCUUCCAUUGAUUCCAUUCAAGAUCACUACUGUUACCAGCCAGCCAGUCGUUCGUUAAGAAGAGAGCGAGCGAGCAAGAGAGAGAGAGAGGGAGAAGGGGGAAGAUCAGAACGAAGAGAGGGAGAUGAGGGGGCAAACGCAGACAGCUUCCGCGGGGGGCCGGUGGCGAGGCGACGGCGCUGCGGCGUGGUGUUGGUGGUGGGUGGCCGUGGUCCUCCUGCUUGGCCAUUUACCGAGCUGCGCGCGCGCGGGGCUGCUGGAGUCCAACCCGGGCCUGGCCUACAACUUCUACAAGAACAGCUGCCCCAGCGUGGACUCCAUCGUCCGCAGCGUCACCUGGGCGCAGGUCGCCGCCAACCCUGCCCUCCCGGCUCGCCUCCUCCGCCUCCACUUCCAUGACUGCUUCGUCAAGGGCUGCGACGCGUCGAUCCUGCUGGACACCGCGCAGAGCGAGAAGACGGCGGCGCCGAACCUGUCGGUGGGCGGGUACGAGGUGAUCGACGCGAUCAAGGCGCAGCUGGAGAGGGCGUGCCCGGGCGUGGUGUCGUGCGCCGACAUCGUGGCGCUGGCGGCGCGCGACGCCGUGUCGUACCAGUUCAAGGCGUCGCUGUGGCAGGUGGAGACGGGGCGGCGCGACGGCACGGUGUCGCUGGCGUCCAACACGGGGGCGCUGCCGUCGCCCUUCGCGGGCUUCGCGGGCCUGCUGCAGAGCUUCUCGGACCGGGGGCUGAACCUGACGGACCUCGUGGCGCUGUCGGGGGCGCACACCAUCGGCGUGGCAAGCUGCUCCAGCGUCACCCCGCGCCUGUACCAGGGGAACGCCAGCAGCGUGGACCCGCUGCUGGACUCGGCCUACGCGCGGACGCUCAUGUCGUCGUGCCCCAACCCGUCGCCGGCGUCGGCCACCGUGGCGCUGGACGGCGGCACGCCGUUCCGGUUCGACAGCGGGUACUACACCAGGGUGCAGCAGAGGCAGGGCACGCUGGCCUCCGACGCCGCGCUGGCGCAGAACGCCGCCGCCGCGCAGAUGGUGGCCGACCUCACCAACCCCAUCAAGUUCUACGCCGCCUUCUCCAUGUCCAUGAAGAAGAUGGGCCGCGUCGACGUGCUCACCGGCGCAAACGGCCAGAUCAGGAAGCAGUGCCGCCAGGUCAACACCUCCUGAUCAACAAGGCGUCACAGGGAGGGGCCAUGGUUUUUCCCUCUUCGUUCUUCUCUUUUUCUGCACCGCCUGGUAUUAUUGUUCCAUGCAUCCGGUUUCGGCUCGGCUUCGGCUCGGCGCGCAUCAAAUAUAUUUCGCCCCCGCGCCGUGAUUGAGGGCCCUCCUCCGACGAAAGAAAUCCAUUGCUUUCUUUGUUAUUUAUA
This is a messenger RNA of Zea mays, 1391 nucleotides long. RefSeq lists its product as uncharacterized. Lineage: Eukaryota; Viridiplantae; Streptophyta; Magnoliopsida; Poales; Poaceae. Gene Ontology annotation, molecular function: peroxidase activity; heme binding. Bases 151 to 1191 code for a protein of 346 amino acids. Gene Ontology annotation, biological process: response to oxidative stress; hydrogen peroxide catabolic process. The record is from RefSeq and is marked validated. The transcript has 2 exons.